AAACUUAACUACUUUUUGUCUUACCAAAACAACAUUGAAUGUUUUUUAUUUACCUUUUUACAGCCGUCUCAACAGCGCUUCCGGCAAUAAUGUGGGUGCACCAUGGCGCCAUAGUAUGUCACGUGAUUUGAGCAACGAUAUGGAUUCGAUAUUUUCACGCACUGGCGCCACACUGCCAAGAGGCACAAAAACUUCUUCCAAAAUCGGCCGUCCUGCUACUAUUGCCGAACCUAGUAGCACAGCUGACGGACCUGCAGCGCCAGCCGUAUCCACCGACGAACCGCUCGACUUGACCGACUUAGAUCUGUCGCGCCUACGUUUGAGCAAGAAGGAUUUAGAAACAUUAUCUAGCAUCACACCCGGUCUACCAAAAUGCUUUCAGGAGCAACUACUCGCCAAAUUGCCACCAACGCAGGCGCGUAAAUUAUCGCGCACAUUGAGCAUGCAAAGUAAUACCCAGACCGCGCCGGUAAAAAUUUAUAAACGCAGUCAAAGUGGUGGGCGUGGUGUAUUGCACAACGCAGGUGUACAAGAUCUCAAGGAAAAUGUGGCCGAAGAGACAGCCAGUAGCAGCACAGCAAGCAAACGCAGCAGCGAUAGCAGUGAACGUCGACACUAUGACCCUGUUUAUCGGCGCAGUCUCAGUCGUUCGCGUUACGAUUAUGAAUCGAGUAUUCCCUCACCGAACGAUGCGGUGUCGAAGAGCCGAAGUAGUAGUGUUUGUCGCGACGACUACAGCAAGUCGAUGUGUUCAACAUAUACGACGGACAUAAAUGAUCGCUACAAAUACUACUCGCCAUAUCUCAGCAAGCCAGCGAAAGAAUCGUCCACCGAAAGCGGUUCGGUGUCGCCGCAGAAACGUUACAGUGGUGGUGGUGGUGGUGGUAUUGGCGCGCAACGCGAAGUGAUCGGUUCUGCGCAUGGGCGUCCACCAAGUGGUUGCUUGUCGCCGCCAAUUGUAAUGGCAGUUGGCGGCAGCAGCUCUCUGCGUAGACGCUCUUCGCAGAAACGUAUAUCACGUUUUCUACGACCAGAUUUCUUCGAUGAGCCACUAGAAGAGAAUCCCUUUCAGCGUGAUAAGAAGCAACGCGAACGUGAUACUCAAAAUGUGCUGCGUGAGAUAAGAGAGAAAUCUCGUGAGCCGAGUAGAGAACGUUGUAGUUAUAGUGACUUAAAUGCGGAUGAUACAAUGGCUCGCAAACACAGCUUACCUAAUGCGGAGUUCACGGGCAUACCGCAAAAACCAGAGUUGAAGCAUGCGCGUAAUAAAAGCAUGGAAAUGUAUUCAGAAUAUCAGCCAGGUAGUAGUUCAUCGCAGGAGACCAUUAAGAACAAUCGGCGAAGUGUCUCGCGGCCACGUGACUUAACCGAAGGACUGCACAAAAGCGAGCUUGCCGACAAGAUAUUGGAGGAGCUGCAAAUGCUGUCGGCUGCACGAACGCAACAAGAACAACAACAACUACGAUCGGCAAUGCCAAGAGAAAUCUCUGUGGAGCGCUCUUCGGAAACGACAACAAAAUCAGUUGUAGAAGGACCGAGCAGUCGUGCCGAAAUUGAAGAGAAGGAAACGUCAUCUACCAUUAAAAAGAUAAAAAAGAUAAAGCCCAAAGAAAAAUCGACUACAACAGAGUCAAGUACAGAUGCUGAUGCCACUAUUACCACGUCCGUGGUGAAAAAAGUCAAGAAGAUUGUAAAGAAGACUGAAUCCACAAAGACGACACCUAACGAUGCACACGGCAGUGGUUUUCGAACAGCCGAAGAUAACCAACUCACACCCUUAGAAAUGGAGCAGACAAAGAGAGAGUCAAAACUUAAGCGUCCCAAAUCUUACCCUACCAAGGAGCCAACAAUAGUUAUGAAACCUGAAGUUGGCGCUUUGACACCAAAGUUAUCUGGAAAACCUAAUACAAUUCUAGAAAUGACCGCCGACAUGCCAAAUGCCACAUAUGAGGCCACAUGUGCCCAGUCCACAGGAUUAAGCAUGCGCGAGAGUCGACUUGUGCGGCCCAAGAGCUAUCCAGCAUCCAAGCUAACACCGCCGAAGGACUCGAAGAAAGUUACACGUAGCGGUGCUGCUAUUCCCACGAUAGUCGAAGGAAGGCUACGAGAUGCGACGCCACCGCUUGCAGUCGAGGAAAAGUUUGAGCUCCAGACGCCAAGCAUGAAAUCGAAUGUGGAAACUUCUUCUUCAAGUGAUAUUAAGGCGAAUACCAUCAAGGAAAUUAUUAAGGUUUCUAAGAAGUCUAAGCUAGCACAGCCACUGCCAGUCACACCUACUACACCAACAACAACCACAACAACAUCAACAACGACCACGCCUGUUGAAACUUCCAAGGAGUCCAGUCCCGCAAUAAAAGAAAAAUCACCCGAAAAGAAGCCAAGUAAAGGGUUGCUCUACGCUAUAGGACAGAAAUUUGAAAAACUACGUGACUCAGCUAUGAGCAAGGAAAAGAAAAGCGCCUCAUCCAGCCCCGCCUCUUCAGCAAAUGGCGCUGUCGUAAAGAAGAGAUCUCCAGAUAAUGCCUCCCCAGAGAAGAUAAAGGAAAAGUCCAUGCUGCUUAAAAAGAAAAAAUCUUUGGAUGGCACAAUCACAAAGACUGAUAAAUACGCCACAUCGAGCAAUGCAAUUGAAAAAAAUGCAUCUCAAAAAGCGCUCAACACUGAUGGCGAAAUAAAGGAAAAACCAGCCAAGUCCGAUAAGCGUUCUCGAAUCGAUUCGAUGAUUCGUUCGUUGCGUGAACGUUCAGUACCAAGAUCCCGACCUGCAACUGAGACGAAUUAUAUCAAGCGGGCCAUCAGCGUAGAGGACAUGCCAGGGACUUUUAAUCGGAAUGCUGUGAAUCGAGUACUAGGGCUCUUUAAACGAACUGAUAAGGACGCGGGUGGCGCUGACCGGCGUGUUCAGAGCACACGUUCAACAAGCAAUAUAGAACGUCAAAUACGCGAAUCAUCACCUUCGCCCAUCUACCAAAAUACGACGGAGUGCCAUCGUUCGAAUAGCAUUUCAGCUGCGAUCGCUGCCAACUUACUGACCAACAAUAGUGGUAGCGUCCGGAAAUGUGACAACACUGCCAAAUGUAGCUGCGAAAUAGCAAAGACGCCUAGAGGAAACACCGAAGAGAAGCAGUGUGUCGAGUGUUUGCACGAUACUGCAACAAGUCUGAAAACCAAGAGUCGUGGUGAAAAGGAUAUCGUUAUGCCCCCGGUUAAAGAAGUAGCGCAGGGCAAUAAAGACAAGCGCAAGGGUCUGAUGCUGGACCUUACUAAAUUGGACAAAAUUGACAACAAUGCCACAACAAAUCGCAACAAUUUGAAG
Molecule: messenger RNA, 3316 nt
Organism: Rhagoletis zephyria (snowberry fruit fly)
Lineage: Eukaryota; Metazoa; Arthropoda; Insecta; Diptera; Tephritidae
Product: flocculation protein FLO11-like
Source: RefSeq, a predicted model, not a curated record